Molecule: messenger RNA, 1077 nt
Organism: Dimorphilus gyrociliatus
Lineage: Eukaryota; Metazoa; Annelida; Polychaeta; Dinophilidae
Source: the annotation of a GenBank genome assembly
AUAAUAAAAGGCAGUCUCUCUCUCUAUUAUUCCUCAUCUAACUCGAAGAAACACCGUCCCUUUUUCGAUAUCAGAGUUAAGCGACCCAAAUCGACAACCUAAGAAAAUAUCAUGUCUUCAAAUUGUGCUGCAAGUGAAGGUCCAAGAGAAAGGGUAUUAGUUACCGGAGGAGCCGGUUACUUAGGAUCAACGUUAGUUCCAAUGCUCUUAAACCGAGGCUAUGAGGUCACGGUAUUCGAUAGACUAUCAUGGGGCGUUAAUCCUUUACUACCCGUGGCUGGCGACUCAAAACUACGCUUGAUUCAAGGUGACGUCUGUAACGAAGAGGAAUUAGCUGCGGUUAUGAAAGAUGCCGAUGCAGUUAUCCAUUUGGCCGCCAUCGUAGGUUAUCCCGCUUGCGAGAAGGAUCACGAAUUGGCAAAGAGGGUAAAUGUUGAAGGUACUCGAAACGUAACCAAAUUGCUCGCCAAUCGGAAAGUAAUUUAUGCCUCCACUGGUUCAUGCUAUGGGGCUGUCUCGGGAGUAUGUACCGAAGACACACCAAUCUCUCCUUUAACGUUGUAUGGAUCAACCAAAGCUGAGGGUGAGAGAUUAUGUCUUGAAGCUGGGGGCGUUGCCCUGCGAUUGGCUACAGUCUUUGGCGUUUCUCCUCGUCUUCGUUUAGAUUUACUAAUUAAUGACCUAACAUACAAAGCUUUAACAUUGAAAGAAUUCGAUCUUUAUCAAGGGCAUUUCCGUCGUACAUUUCUUCAUGUUAGAGAUGCUGCUAGGGCUUUUAUUUUUGCUCUUGAGCAUUUCAAUGACAUGCGCAAGAAAGCCUACAACGUUGGAGAUGAUAAAAUGAAUAUGUCUAAAGAAGAAGCCGCUAAAGUCAUUCAAGAUGAAGUGAAAAAUUGUAAAAUUACACCUAACCACUCAGGAGAAGAUAAAGACAAACGUGAUUACGAAGUCUCUUAUCAGAAACUCUGCUCUCUAGGCUACUCAUCAACGAUAUCUGUUCAAGAUGGCGUAAAAGAAUUAUUAAAAAUUCUACCUCACAUGACUCCUGAAGAAGCUAUGAAAUGCCGUAACGUCUAG